AUUCAGGAGACCCAGAUGAAGUACCUGUCUGAGUGGGACCAGUGGAAGCGGUACAGCAGCAAGUCUUGGAAGCGGUUCCUGGAGAAGGCUCGCGAGAUGACCACCCACCUGGAGCUGUGGCGGGACGACAUCCGCAGCAUAGAAGGGAAAUUUGGCACUGGGAUUCAGUCCUAUUUCUCCUUCUUGCGGUUCCUGGUGUUGCUGAAUAUGGUGAUAUUUCUGAUCAUCUUUACGUUAGUUUUGCUCCCCAUCUUGCUCACCAAAUACAAAAUCACCAAUAGCACUUUUGUGCUCAUUCCCUUCAAAGACACAGACAUACAGUGCACGUUGUAUCCCAUAAGCAGUUCGGGACUGAUUUACUUUUACAGUUACAUCAUAGACCUGCUUUCUGGCACUGGUUUCUUGGAGGAGACCAGCCUCUUCUAUGGACACUACACCAUUGACGGGGUGAAAUUCCAGAACUUCACCUAUGACCUGCCCCUGGCGUAUUUGUUAAGCACCAUUGCCUACCUGGCCCUGAGUCUUCUGUGGAUCGUGAAAAGGUCGGUGGAAGGAUUCAAGAUCAACCUGAUCCGCAGUGAGGAGCACUUCCAGAGCUACUGCAACAAGAUCUUUGCCGGCUGGGACUUCUGCAUCACCAACCGCAGCACCGCAGACCUGAAGCACAGCAGCUUGCGGUACGAGCUCCGAGCAGACCUGGAGGAAGAACGAAUACGGCAGAAAAUCGCAGGCAGGACCUCCGAGGAAACGAUUCGCAUUUACUCGCUGAGACUGUUUCUGAACUGCAUUGUUCUGGCUGUUUUGGCCGCGUGCUUCUAUGCGAUCUACAUAGCCACUGUAUUCUCGCAGGAGCACAUGAAGAAGGAAAUUGACAAGAUGGUUUUUGGAGAGAACCUCUUGAUAAUGUACCUGCCGUCUAUUGUGAUCACGCUGGCCAAUUUCAUCACCCCCAUGAUCUUUGCCAGGAUCAUCCACUAUGAGGAUUACUCCCCAGGAUUUGAGAUCCGGCUGACGAUUCUCAGGUGUGUCUUUAUGCGGAUGGCCACCAUCUGCGUGCUGGUGUUCACGCUGGGCUCCAAAAUUACCUCCUGUGACAACGGCCCCUGUGAGCUCUGUGGCUACAACCAGAAACUCUACCCGUGCUGGGAGACCCAGGUUGGGCAGGAAAUGUACAAGCUGAUGAUCUUCGACUUCAUCAUCAUCUUGGCGGUGACGCUGUUUGUGGAUUUCCCGAGAAAGCUCCUGGUGACCUACUGCUCCUCCUGGAGGCUGAUCCAGUGCUGGGGGCAGCAGGAGUUUGCCAUUCCCGAUAACGUGCUGGGCAUCGUGUACGGGCAGACCAUCUGCUGGAUCGGAGCCUUCUUCUCACCCCUUCUCCCAGCCAUCGCGACCUUGAAAUUCAUUAUCAUCUUCUAUGUGAAGGAGCUGAGUCUUCUGUACACGUGCAGACCCUCCCCCAGGCAGUUCCGAGCAUCCAAUUCCAACUUCUUCUUCCUGCUGGUGCUGUUGAUCGGGCUCUGCUUGGCGAUCAUACCUCUGACGAUCAGCAUGACACGCAUCCCUUCCUCGAAAGCCUGCGGGCCCUUCACCAACUACAACACCACGUGGGAGGUCAUCCCCACCACGGUGAGCACCUUCCCCAGCUCGCUGCAGUCCUUGGUCCACGGCGUCACGUCGGAAGCCUUCGCUGUGCCUUUCUUCAUCAUCAUUUGCCUUGUGAUGUUUUACUUCAUCGCCUUAGCCGGAGCACACAAGCGAGUGGUGGACCAGCUCCGAGAGCAGCUGUCCCUGGAAAGUCGUGACAAGCGCUAUCUCAUCCAGAAGCUAACGGAAGCCCAGCAGGAUCUGCGGCCCAGCUAGGCACGCGGGAAGUAGCC
This is a messenger RNA of Lepus europaeus (European hare), 1877 nucleotides long. It is a transcript of the gene TMC7, whose product is annotated as transmembrane channel like 7. The transcript has 14 exons. Gene Ontology annotation, molecular function: mechanosensitive monoatomic ion channel activity. Gene Ontology annotation, cellular component: plasma membrane. The record is from RefSeq and is a predicted model, not a curated record. The coding region runs from base 16 to 1860 and encodes 614 amino acids. Lineage: Eukaryota; Metazoa; Chordata; Mammalia; Lagomorpha; Leporidae.